GCAGAUCGAAGUUAAACGGCACCAGUCGAAGGAGUGUUGUGUGCUGUUUGUGACUAGUAGUGCAAAAGAUAUCCAUAUUUCAUCCAAAAAUUGCCGGAUAAUUUUGUGCAGAUCCCACGGCGGAGGCUUCAUCUGCUGAGCCCAGGGCGACGAAAGUGAGCCUGUCUUUGCCAAGAGGAAGACCACAUUCUAUUGCGAGAUAGUCAAUCAAACGGUUUCUAGUCUAUGAACAGUAACGUCUGAAGAGAAUAAAAUGGCCAAUAUGCAGAAUGCGCCAGCAAGAUUGUUAAUAACCAAGGAAGGAUUCCGCGCAGUUCUCCAAUUAAAAGGGGAUAGCUUCCAGGCAACGAUCUUAAAUUCGUCCGUCCCUCGUUGUUACCAGCUGCUGCAUGUUCCAGUUGUGUUCGAUCAUUCUUGUACCAUAUAUGAUUUGACUGAACGAGACUCACGAUGGCAGCGUUCACAUGUUCAACUCUUAUCCAUUGACAAUUCACAAGUUCUGUUCAUUGGAAAAAUCGGCCUUCACGGUGGUGGACACAGUUGUUCCAAAUGUGCCACAUACUACUGCGAUCGGUGUCACUAUUCGUGUCCAAACGGUAGAUGUUACGAUUACUGUAGCCACCGGUCGGACCACAAUUGUGCCUCCCGCCAAGCUGCCCAACGACGCGAGCAGGAAGAGCGUGACGAACGUAGACGGCGAGCACAACAGGAACGGGACCGCCAGGAGCGCAUACGACAGGAGCAGGUAGAACAGCAAAGGCUGCAACGUGAGAAAGAAACACUCGAACGACAGCGGCAGGAACAUGUCAGACUUGAGCGAGAGCACCAGGAUCGGGAGCAGCGCGAACGGGAACGGCAGGAACGAUUACGGGAACAACGGGAACAAGAGGAACGAGAAAGACAAGAGCGCUUGAAGCGGGAACGAGAAGAAAAAGAGCGUCACGAACAGCUUAGACUGCAAAGAGAACAAGAAGAACCGACGAGACAACAGCGUUUGCAGCGAGAGCGUGAACAUCAGGAACAGCUACGCAUUGCACGAGAAAAAGAGGAGAAAGAAGUAAUCAAGUCCAAGCUUCAGGAGGCCUUGGAACAAACAAGUGCUAUACGGGAUGACGAAAUCGAUUACGUUAGCGAAGAGGAGGCUGAAGAGCCAUGCAAUGAGGUAAAUAAUAAUGAAACACACUCCAUUCAACAAGAAGGUCCCAUUAACACUACGGAGACAGAUUAUGGGAAUCUGUUACCCGAGGCCAAAGUGAUUGAUUUGCGGUUAUUAUUCGAAGCAUUGGAUACAUCGUCACUGGAUUUAAUCGAUGACUCCUACAGUGACCGCGCAAUCUCGGAGUCCUGGUACAAACAGAUUGAAAUAGUUCAAGCAAAUUCUUCUAAGCUAAUCGAGGCACUAUUGAUAAGAUUGCAAAAUAACAUGUCGGAAGACUUUGGGCGCUUAAUCAAACGAGCGGUAGACAAAGAAAAUAAUCGCAAGGUUGGUGCCGAAAUUUUCGACGAAGAAGUGAAGAAAUCUGAAAAGCAACUGGAACGUCUAGCAAGACGAAAUCAUCACAAACAAUUGCGAAAAGAAUCCAGACAUCAACGUAUUUCAAAAUCCGUUGAGAAUAAAGCAUUUUUGCAGCUGUCGAGAGCCGUAAGAAGAAAUUUAAACAAAGUGGACGUUGUACUUCAGCAGCAACUAUUGGAGUACGUUCAUCGAGGAGGUAAACUACAGACUCGAGUUGUGAAACGCUAUCCGGUGAUAAGAUGGAUCGAGCAAAGCUUAAUAUUCGAACUUAUUGUGUACCCAGAGGGAAUCGUGGAUGAGGUUUUACUUGAAGUCUUCAAAAAUUAUUGGUUAGAUGUGAGGGAGUCAUUUGAGUGGCAAGAUCGCCAGAAACUCUUGUACUCACUUCGAACGAAGCAGUUGACUCAUGGAUUAACUCUGCUACAUAUCAACGAUAUUUUGGACAUGGUUCUUGGUUUGAAAUCCGAAGGACUGAACAUAAUCUGUGAAGAGCAGAUCUUUUGGUAUCGCAAACUGAAACGUUGCUGGAUCAGGCGAAGACUGGUGCGUUGGACUUGUGAUGAAGAAACUUUUGACGCAUUGGUUGAACUGCUCGUGAACAUGCCAUGGAACAGUUUGAUGAUUCAACAGUUUCUUAAUGCCAUUGUUGAAGAACGAAACCAAACAGCAAUUUGCGACUUGCUUCAUAAAGUAAAAAAUGAGAAUGUUGUUCAUCCAGUAGUGAUGAACAUCAUCAACCAGAUUCAGAACGAAGAAGAUUGUGCAACGGCUUGGAUUCAGGAGCUCAGGUACCAAAUUUUGGUUCAAAAAAUUUACGAACUUUCCCCCCAGGUCGCCCGUGAUGUAGAUGCAAAGCUAGGACAUCUUUUGAGGAAAGAAAAAGCUAAUAGAAUUCAAAAUUUUAUUGACAGAAACAAGAACCUUUUGGAACCAAAUAUGUCAAAGUUUGCAACAAUUUUAGAGCAUAUCCUGACAUAUCAAACCACACCAGAUAUUUGGGAUCAUGUUUUCACUGCUAUUAAGCUAGAAAAGAACCCCGAAAAAUGGAUUGGCCAAAUUGAUAAGAUUAUAAUUUCUUCCAUUUUCGGUAAAAGCUAUGAAUACAGCGUAGAUGAGUUAAUCGAGCAAACUAAUCAUAAUAAUUUGAAAAACAAGUUCAACUUAGUCAAACUGGCGUAUUCUACAGCUGCGCUUUCGUUCAAUUCUUCGCAGUUUACUGAAUUCAACAGUGUAUGCUCCAUCAUAAUGGCAACCAACAGUGAAGCACUUCAAAAACUCACUCGAAAACCCAUUUCGGAGUGGAAGGAAAAGGAAAUACGGCAUUGGGCACGUUUUGUCAAAUUCAGUCCGAAUCAGGUAUCGCUGGUAGAGAAGAUAGCAGUUGUCAGCCGUGCCGUUGAACUUUGCCACAAGUUCUUCCCAAGAGCAACACAGAUUUUGUCGUUGUUGAUGUUGGCGAACCCAGAUGAAGGUCAAGGUCGUCUUGCUCAGAUCAACACCGGUGAAGGUAAGUCCAUUAUUGUCGCAAUGCUGGCUGUGAUACACGCGUUGAAGGGUGUGAAUGUCGAUAUUGUUACAACGUCUACGGAGUUGUCGAUUCCUGAAGUGAAAAAGCAACGACCAUUCUUCGCAGCGUUUGGCCUAACGGUGGAUGAAAACAGCCCGGAUCAAGUGAAAAAAGUUGUCUAUAGCUGUGAUGUUGUCUACGGAACUGCAUCAGAUUUCCAAGGAGACAUUCUCCGUUCAGAGUUCUUGGGGAAUGAUUGCCGUGGAAGUCGUAAGUUUCAAGUAAUCAUAGUGGACGAAGUGGACAGUAUGUUGUUUGACAGCCGAAAUCAUAGUGUCCGUUUAGCAGAUGAGAAUCCUGGAAUGACUCAUCUAGAGGUACCGUUGGCCGUCAUUUGGCAGCACAUUCACAACAUCAACAAUCACAUGGUUUCGGUCAAUGGGAAGGUGCAUUUCAUCGCGGAGGACUUUGAAGCAGUUGGGCAGCAGAUCAAACUGUACUCUGGGGAAGACUGGGAGGCUGUAAGUAUCGAAGUGGAUGAUAAGAAGCAGUUUAUAUCGGAACAUACCGAGGAUCAUUUGCGAAAAUUGCUUCGAAAGUUAACGGAUUCUGAACGGGAUGAAUACGAUGCCUAUCAAGAACUGAAUCUACAAAUUCUGGAAAAGGAGGAACAGAUUUCUAUGAAAGACGGAAAUGGUACGGAUGAGUUGAUGGAUGCAUGUGAGAAGAUGCGCAAGAAGCUAAUCGAAAUUCCGUGGAAUUACCGAGAUCCAGUCGUUGAUAUUCCGGAACAUUUGAGGGACUUCGCUUUGAAUCAGAUUUGCAUCUGGGUAAAGAACGCCAUACUGGCUGAAUGGGCUUACAAGCGCGAUGCUCACUAUACUGUAGUGCACGGGAAAAUUGUGCCAGUGAAUUUUAAUGAAACCGGUGAUCUCCAGACCAAUAUGGUGUGGAGCGAUGGCUUGACGCAGUUCUUGCAGAUGAAGGAAGGGUUGAAAAUGGAUCCGGAAGGAAUAUCAACAAAUUUCAUCUCUAACGUUAGCUUCUUCCAGCGAUACGGUUCCAAUAUCUACGGAUUGACGGGAACUCUUGGUGAAGAAUCUACACAGGGCUUCUUGCAAGAAAUGUAUGGCACAGACAUGGUUGUGAUUCCACCAUAUAAGAGCAUAGACAUCGCCAACAAUGAAAACUCCGGUUACAGAUGCAAGGAACUCGCACCAUUGGUUCUAUCAAAUCUAGGUAGAUGGUUCCAAAGCCUAAAGGAGAACGCAGUGUACCACGCUGAGAAUGGCCGUGGAGUCCUGGUCAUUUGCAAAUACAUCAAUCAGGUUCGGCAUCUUUCCAAUAUGCUGAAGAAGGUGUACGAUUCCAAAAAAAUCGUCACAUAUACAGGAGAGGAGGCAUGUUUCGAAAAGGACACGAUCAACUCGGGUGAGAUCAUCAUUGCUACCAACAUUGCAGGUCGUGGAACGGACUUCAAGACGUCGAAAGAUGUUGAAAAGAACGGAGGAAUGUGCGUGUUGGUAGCGUUUCUGCCGGAGAGCUUCCGCGUCGAAAUGCAGAACGUUGGUCGUACGGCUCGCGAAGGUAAACGAGGCAUGGCUCAGUUAAUUGUACACGAUGGUAGCAAUACGUCCAUGGAGGUACUAAAGAAGAUCCGACAGGUGCAUGAGACUCAGGCAACGCACACAGCCAUAGAUGAUGCCAAGAAGAUGCUCGUUCAGGACAGUCUCUUCAAUCGGUUUUGCUUGCUGGAAAAUGAACUCCUUCCAAGUAUGGACGAUACGAGGAAAAUGCACGUAUGGGAUCUGCUCGAGGCCAAUUGGGCUGAUUAUUCAGCGUACCACCUAAAUACCAGGAAAAUUGCCGAAAAGGCUGCUGAAUGGUCUGAAGCUUCACAAAUAGAAUUCGAGCAAGCAGCUUUGAACAGGCUUACUAAGGAACAGGUUGGCAAAUUGAACGAAGAGGACCUACGAGAGCUGCAAGAUAAAGCUGCUGAGCAGGUGGCUAUCGAGUUGCCUGCAUUCCGGAAGCGUUACACCCAGAACGUAUUGAGUCAGUUUUGCUCCAAACUUUCAUCAACAGUACCCUCAGAAAUGCUAAAUGAAUUCAAAAGGGGUGAAAAAUACAAACCAAAAUGUAGCAACCUGGCCUUACGAUACAAGUGGGGUUCAUUCGAGAGAAAAGCAAUUGAAGAAGCCUGGGGCCUUUGGUUGAAAAGCAAACAUUUCGACGAUGCUAAGAUAUCGACUGAAGAAGCCACCACCAUGUUCAGGGGUGAAUUCGAACAAGAUCUUAAUCACCGAGCCAAGAACGAUAAGCUCGUUCAGAAUCCCUUCUUUUACGUGCUCAAAGGGAACGAAGAAUUGGAUGCGAGGAAGCUCGAAGAAGCGGUUAUAUGUUUUGAUCGAGCCAUUCUACUAGAUCCUGUUUUCUCUGUGAAUGCACGAUUUAACAAGGCUCGAGCUCUUCUUUCCUAUACCGAGAACAGAGAAUGCAAGCAACAGAAAGCAUUACAGGAGUUGAAGAAGGCAAGAGAUCUGAUCAAGUCGGUAUACCGUCCAAACCUGUUGACCUUCAAUACAUUGAUUGGACAGCAUGCCUGCCUAGAGCAAACAUCUCAACACGUGCAACAUCAGUUGGAUGUUCUCAGUCAACAGGAAGAUUUCAUUGCGCAGGCCUGUGAAGUCAUAGAGACUGCUCAGAAGAACAACAACAAUGUGAAGCUCACGCUGAAAAAUUUGUACGACCUAUUUUCUGAGGCAAAGGAAAAGCACGAUAAAGCAAUCCGCGAAGCAUAUGGCAAUGGUCUGAAGAGUUUAUUCACUGUCGAAGAGAAGCUUCCGAGGCCAUGGGGUAGCAUAAUAGCGGUUGCACUUAUUGGCAUCGCCCAAAUUGCCGCAGGAUGUCUCAUAGUAAUGUAUACUGGAGGCUCCUUAGGAUCGGGUCUCAUUGCAGAGGGCGUAGCAGAUCUGAUCGUGGCCGCCACAGCUGCCAUCAAAGGAACGUUUAGCUGGGCUGCCUGGGCAACUCAGAAAGUGAUCAGCAUCGCUAUUUCCAUCGUUUGCGCUGGAAUCGCUUCUAUAAAACAGACCAUCAAAUCUGCUAAGGAAGCCGGAACUCUGGGGUUAGGGACAAUCAAACAAGCAGGAAAGGGGGUAUGUAAUACUUUCAAGUCCGGUUUAAAGGACAUUUCGAGAACAUGCUAUGAUGUCGGCAAAGGAAUAGUUGGUCCGCAAGGUGGUGUACAGUUGGCCAUCAAAGAAGUAGGACUCGCGUUGGGGAAAGGAGUCGUAAAGGAAUGUUUGAACGAGGCAGGAAAAUACUGCACUGAUCAGCUGUUCAUGAAAAAUCUUGAAGAUGAAAUCAGUGCCUGUGUGAACGAUGCUCUCAUAAGAGCACUUUCGGAAAAUGCUUUGGUUGUGAAGGCCUUGGAAGAAGAUGAACGUAACGGUUCAAGCUACUGGAAACAGCUGUUCAUAAAAGAAGGUAUGAAGCUAUUGAAAGAUAAAGACAUCAAUCAGUGCAUUGACAUGUUCAAAAAUAUUGCAAAAGGGGUGGCUGUUGGAUCAAUUCCUUAUGCUGACGAUAUCAUGGAUGUCGUUGGAGUGGGAAAAUGUAUGCAUAAACUAAUGACAUACACGGAAAAUUUCAUUACGAAAUUUAACAAGGUGGUGCGCGAUCAGGAGAAGAAAAUCAAUGAAGCGGUAGUUGAUUCGUCUAGCGAAACUUCCAGCCAUAACGUUCAAUCGACUGCCAAAAUCAACCAAGCAGAUCGUGAUCAAUUAUCGGCUAAAGAGGUUGGUCAGGCUCCUGAUGUCGACUGCGAUAGUUCAGACAUUAAAGUUCAGGAAAUUAGGGAAGAUACAGUCUACAGCUCAAAGGCACCAGCUCAAGCUGCAGUGAAGCUACGAUCAACGUACCGAGAGGGCUCUACUCCGAGAACUCUUGCUAGUGCUUUCAAGGGUACGAUUACGGGAAAACUGACUGCUUCAAUCAAAGAGAAUAUUGUAAAUCCAGCUGUAAGCCGAGUAACUGCAAAGGUGACCAACGGACUGUUCCACAGUAUGGAAGAAUCAGUCACUAAGCUUCGGAAUGAGAUUAAGACCGAGCGAGAUCUCAGAAGCGAGUCAAAUGCCUUGGCCAAUGCAGCCGAAACCCAUGAGCCAAAACCUGAACCUAAAGAACCUGGUACUGAAUCCAAGCAGAUGAUUGACAUCAUCACCAAGGAUGGACAUCUGCAUGACACCACAAGCUUGGCUCUUUCGGCGGGUGCAGUGAAUGCUCCAGUCUACGUAUAUGACGAAAAGGGCAACUUGAAGUAUAUCGUAGGAAGUAAAUUGCCGGGCAAACCAAUAGCAAUCAAGCAUUUCACCCCGUCUAAUGAACAUCCCAUGGGACACUUUUGUCCGUUGGAUCCCAACGUCCCGGUGACUCCUUCGGGAAAAAAUUCCUGUGCUCUGGAUGCAAUCGUGGCCCAGCUAAGUCCAGCUCAGCGCGAAUCGUUACAGGUCAACAAUGCGUCAGAUCUGCGGGAUAAGAUGGUUGAACAUAUCAAGGCCAACCCAAGGAAGGCAGAGCACAUGUUUGAAAAACGUGCCCAUUUGGAACGGAUAGCUCCAAAUAGGAUUUUCAGCGGCGGCAUGGACCAACGGCGACAACCAACUCUUGAUAAACGCGUUGGCAAGUACAACAAGCGAUUCGAAGGAUAUGAAAAGAUUCUCGGAGACAAAAUUAGGCGUGAUUCGGACACAAUGGAUCAUGCCACUACGGACCAAACGCAGGAGCAUCACCUGAUCCAUCAGAGACUUAAAAAUCAUCGAGCAAUAGUGGACAGUGGUUUCAACAUUCAUGAUCCGAUCAACGUACUUGUCUGUCCCAAGAGUGAAGAAAUACGGCAACAACUGGGAACGCGACGAUCUGUUCACUGUGGUCGUCAUCCGAAAAAAGUGGAAGCUGAGCUGAGAAUUGAACUUGACCAAGCUUACAGUAUGCAUAGUGGGAAUCCAGUAGAGUUGAAACGAGCUGUCUUCGAGAUAGCUUAUUCGGAACGAGAGAAAGUGCGCAGCGGUGAAAGGUGUCUGAAGAAUUAAAUGGUUUAGGCCGAUUUACAAUUACACAAUCUCACUGCAAUUGUAUGGACUAAAGUCAAACCACAGACAAAUAUACACAACACAUUGGACAUUUCUCAUUGUAAAACAUCGUCGCUAAAACACUACCGACAUCUGUCGUAUACACUGGGCAAUACACUCAACGCUGUAGUGUGUAAACGUCAAACGCAAGGGAUUUGAUUAUGCGCGCCACAGGUGGUGGUACUACCAACUAAGAAACAUUUCAAUUGACCGUUAAAAGCCAUUUCGAUGAACAUUUUAAAAGUAUUAUGUCUGCUUGGCUGUGGUAAAAGUAUGGACGUCUGUCAAAAGCUGUUCCAACCGCACUGUCAAAAUGCUUUACUUUGCUUGAUUGGAACAUUUUUUUUUCUGGUUUCAGUCGUCCAUACUUUUACUAAUGGACUUUUGUAUGGACCUGUUUGAAUGCCUGGAUCACUCGUGUCUCAUGACCGGACGUCACGGUGUCACUUCUUUACUCGGUUAUGGACCAGUUCCACGUCAAAUGACAACUCGGAAAAACUCGGCCUUCUCCAAUUUACAUGACACUUUGCAUAAUUGUUUGUAAUGGGCAAUCAUACACAUUCUUUCUAAAAAUCGGUCAUUUUGGAUCUUGUAAAAUUUUCAAAAUGGCGCCCUUGAAAGUUUAA
Molecule: messenger RNA, 8781 nt
Organism: Ochlerotatus camptorhynchus
Lineage: Eukaryota; Metazoa; Arthropoda; Insecta; Diptera; Culicidae
Exons: 2
Coding region: 254-8116 (2620 amino acids)
Biological process (GO): intracellular protein transport; protein import; protein targeting
Cellular component (GO): membrane
Molecular function (GO): ATP binding; protein binding
Source: RefSeq, a predicted model, not a curated record